Messenger RNA from Arvicanthis niloticus (Nile rat), 3212 nucleotides. Its product is annotated as protocadherin beta-4-like. Gene Ontology annotation, molecular function: calcium ion binding. Gene Ontology annotation, biological process: homophilic cell-cell adhesion. The record is from RefSeq and is a predicted model, not a curated record. Lineage: Eukaryota; Metazoa; Chordata; Mammalia; Rodentia; Muridae. Gene Ontology annotation, cellular component: plasma membrane.
UUGCAAGACAGAAUCAAAAACACACAGAAACAGGGAACAUCUGAAGGAAUACCGGGCCCUGAAUGGGUUUGGGCCGGGGUAUACUACAUGAACAAAGAUUUCUCCAGCUAAGAAAAUAGAAUUUAGCAUUCAAGGCAUUCAGAGGCUGCUGAACAAUUGGAUAUACACACUCGUGUUUCCACCAUGGAGAAGCUGGAGAGAAAUCAUCUAAACAGGCAAGUGAUUCUUUUCCUUUUUAUGCUGCUUGGGGAUCGGGUUCUCAUGGUGCCUACUCGGUACUCUGUCUUGGAGGAAUCAGAGAGUGGCUCCUUUGUAGCCCACCUGGCCAAGGAUCUGGGCCUGGGAUCUGGGGAGCUGGCUGCCAGGUCUGCAUGGGUGGUGUCUGACUAUGACAAACAGCAAUUGAUUCUGGAUCCUGAGACUGGAGAUUUGCUUCUGAGGGGGAAAAUAGACAGGGAAGAGCUGUGUGGCCCUGUGGAUCCCUGUGUCCUGCAUUUCCAGGUGUUCCUAGAAAAGCCAGUGCAGUUUUUUCAAGGAGAAUUAUUGAUCCAGGAUAUAAAUGACAACUCGCCAGAAUUCCCAGAUAAAGAAUUACACUUGAAAAUACUGGAAAACAGCCAGCCAGGAACACAGUUUUCAUUGAACUUAGCCCAGGAUUUGGAUGUGGGCAGCAAUGGGCUUCAACAAUACACAGUCAGCCCCAACUCUCAUUUUCAUGUCCUCACUCGAAAUAACAGUGAAGGCAAGAAAUACCCAGAGUUGGUGCAGGACAGAGCCCUGGACAGAGAGGAGCAGGCAGAGCUGAGCUUAACCCUCACAGCUCUGGAUGGUGGGUUUCCACCGAGGUCAGGAACAGCCCUGGUUCGAAUCCUGAUCAUGGACAUCAAUGACAAUGCUCCUGAGUUUGUGAACAGUCCCUAUGAGGUGCAGGUCCUAGAGAGCAGUCCCCCCAACUCCCCAGUCCUGACUGUCUUAGCACAGGAUGCAGAUGCUGGCAACUUUGGAAGAGUUUCCUAUGGCUUGUUCCAAGCAUCAGAUGAAAUCCAGAAAACUUUCUCGAUAAACGAAGUCACAGGAGAAAUACGACUGAAAAAGGAAUUAGAUUUUGAAAAAACUGAAUCUUAUCGUGUAGAAGUUGAGGCCACGGAUGGAGGAGGGCUUUCUGGAAAGGGCUCUGUAUUGGUCGAGGUGUUGGAUGUGAACGACAACGCCCCAGAGCUGAUCAUAUCUUCACUGGCAAGCUCAGUCCCAGAAAAUGCUCCAGAAACUGUGGUUGCUAUCAUUCGAAUACGGGAUAGAGAUUCAGGAGAGAACGGGAAGAUGAUUUGUUCUAUUUCAGAUCAUGUGCCAUUCAUUUUAAAACCCUCUUACAAGAAUUUCUACACUCUGGUGACAGACAGCCCUCUGGACAGAGAGAGCAGAGCUGAGUACAACAUCACCAUCACUGUCUCAGACAUGGGCACACCCAGGCUCACAACCCAGCACACCAUAACAGUGCAGGUGUCCGACAUCAACGACAACGCCCCCGCCUUCACCCAAACCUCCUACACCAUGUUCGUCCAUGAGAACAACAGCCCUGCCCUGCACAUAGGCACCAUCAGUGCCACAGACUCAGACUCAGGCUCCAAUGCCCACAUCACCUACUCGCUGCUGCCGUCCCAUGACCAGCAGCUGUCUCUCGCCUCGCUCAUCUCCAUUAAUGCUGACAAUGGGCAGCUGUUCCUGCUCAGGGCGCUAGACUAUGAAGCCCUGCAGUCUUUCAAGUUCCACGUGGCUGCCACAGAUGAAGGCUCGCCUGCACUCAGCAGCCAGGCUCUGGUGCAUGUGCAGGUAAUCGAUGACAAUGACAAUGCUCCCUUUGUGCUCUACCCAUUGCAGAAUGCCUCAGCACCCUGCACCGAACUACUGCCCAGAGCAGCAGAGCCUGGCUACCUGGUCACCAAGAUGGUGGCUGUGGACUGCGACUCUGGCCAGAAUGCCUGGCUGUCGUUCCAGCUGCUCAAGGCCACAGAGCCGGGGUUGUUCAGUGUGUGGGCGCACAAUGGCGAGGUGCGUACAACUAGGCUGCUAAGUGAGCGAGAUGUGCCCAAGCACAGGCUGCUGCUGCUGGUCAAGGACAAUGGAGAGCCUCCACGUUCUGCCAGCAUCACAUUGCACGUGGUGCUAGUGGAUGGCUUCUCGCAGCCCUAUCUGUCACUGCCUGAGGUGGCUCACGACCCUGCGCAGGAUGAUGGCGACUUGCUCACCCUCUACCUGGUCAUUGCCUUGGCCUCUGUGUCUUCUCUCUUUUUGUUGUCUGUGCUGCUGUUCAUAGGGGUAAGGCUGUGCAGGAGGGCGAGGGCAGCCUCCCUGGGUGGCUGCUCUGUGCCUGAGGGCCACUUUCCUGGCCACCUGGUGGAUGUUAGCGGAACUGGUACUCUGUCUCAGAGCUACCAGUAUGAGGUGUGUCUAACAGGAGACUCUGGGAUUGGUGAGUUCAAAUUCCUCAAACCCAUGGUCCCCAACCUAAUGGUUCAGGAUACUGGGAGAGAAAUUACGGAAAAUCUUCACUGCAGGGAUAGUUUCUUAUUCAGCUAAGUAUGUAUUUCCUCAAGGAAUGUACAAAUGUUUUCUUUUAAGAAAUGGUCUUGUUUAAUAUGAAGUUUUCCACUAGUUUAAUCUGCUUAUACCUUUAACAGUGCUGAUAGUUUCUUUUUUUUUUAUUGGUAUGAACAUAUUAGGCUUUUAGUUGUACUAAGUACAUUUCAUACUUUUCUCCACAUAUGAAUAUCUCUUAGUUAUUAACACUUCCACAAGCAUAUAUAAACCGAAUAAUAUGAAAUUUUUGAAUAUAAAAUUAUCUCAAAAAACCCUUGCAUUUUUGGAUGUAAUUGCGAAUCUCUUUCCAUGCAAUUUCAUUUUUUCAAAAGUAGAUUGUUUAAAUUACUUAUGUUGCCUGGAUUUUUCUGUGUGGGUAGAAAGUAGUGUUGUGUUAUGUUCAUUUCCAGUUUAAGUGCCCUGAGUAGCCAACUGGUAAGAUUUAAAGUGUGUAUCAAUUUACACAAAGGUUGUGAUACUUUUCGUUUGUGAGCACCAUGCAUGCUAGUAGUCCUAUCACUUGGUUGUGCAUGUUCUAGAAGUACUGUUGUUACAGUUUUGAAUUUUUAUUUGACAAAAAUAAAGAGAAUGUGUAGUUUCUCAUCCCAUUUAUUAAAUAAAACUGUUAAAUCAUU